Drosophila arizonae is the source of this 1102-nucleotide messenger RNA. RefSeq lists its product as uncharacterized. Lineage: Eukaryota; Metazoa; Arthropoda; Insecta; Diptera; Drosophilidae. The record is from RefSeq and is a predicted model, not a curated record.
ACGAUAGACUGUGGACGGCCCUAUAACGGGAACUAUGUAGCUGCGGAACCCGUAUAAAAGCUCAACGGCAGCGCGAAAGUAGCAUCAUUCGCUAACCGGGAACAGCUCGACGCGCACAGGUGCUCGAGCAUAUCAUCCACUUAAGUCAAGAGAGAGAAGGAGAUUCAGAGAAAGCCGACAUGAAGGUCUUCAUUUGUCUACUAGCCACGUUUGCCGUCUGUAACGCCACAUUUUUGUCAUUCCUGGGCGGUGGCGGAGGAGGUGGCGGUGGUGGAGGAACUAAGACCACCUACAAUGUCAUAGCGACGCCAAGCACUGGAGCUGCUCACGGAAACGGGCAUGCCUAUGCACAUGGUGGAGGCGGCGGCGGCGGCGGCGGCCAUGGACAUGGCUAUUCAUAUGUUGGGGGCAGCGGCGUCGGCGGUGGGUCCACCCAACUGAUCAAGGUCAUUCUGGAAAAUGGCAACGGCUAUGGAAAUGGAGGCGGCGCUGUUGGCGGUCAAGGCUAUGGACAUGGCUACGCCAGCGCACACAAUCAGGGUUCCUAUGGCGAGCAGGUGUACAAGGUGAUUGAGCACGCGGCACCUGUUGCCCCGGUAGCUUAUCACGCCAACAGCGGCGGCAGCAGUUAUGGCCAAUCCUAUGCAGCCGGCCAUAGCUAUAGUGGCGGCAGUGCCUCCUAUAAUAGCCAGCAGCUGAAUUCGAUUCUGCCACAGAUCAUUCAGCUCGUGCUGCAAGAGGAUGCACUCUAUGGAAGCGGCGGCGGCAGCGGCGGCUAUGGCAAUGUGGAUGCCAUCAACAGCCAGCUGAUCGACACCUUCGGGCACAGAGGAAAGGCCAUUAUCAUGCGCGCUGAUCAAGCGCAGGGCGCCUUCUUCAAGAGCGGGCAUGUUGUGCAGCGCGGCACGCUCAAGGUGAUGCGYGUCCAAGAGCAACAGCAGCAGCAGCAGCCGCAGCAGCAUUAUGGAGCUGGCGGCUACCCCAGUGGCGGUGGCGGCGGCUGGAGCAACGGAGGUGCCUCACUAAGUGGCAGCAUCGGCGGUGGUGGCUGGAGCAGCGCUCCACCCUCCGGCUGGUAGACACUGCACUCAUCUCACUUAGU